Psilocybe cubensis is the source of this 924-nucleotide messenger RNA. RefSeq lists its product as uncharacterized. Gene Ontology annotation, cellular component: cytosol. NCBI's taxonomy places the organism in Eukaryota, Fungi, Basidiomycota, Agaricomycetes, Agaricales, Agrocybaceae. Gene Ontology annotation, molecular function: fructose-2,6-bisphosphate 2-phosphatase activity. The record is from RefSeq and is a predicted model, not a curated record. The transcript is spliced from 5 exons. The coding region runs from base 1 to 924 and encodes 307 amino acids. Gene Ontology annotation, biological process: fructose 2,6-bisphosphate metabolic process; regulation of pentose-phosphate shunt; negative regulation of programmed cell death.
AUGGUGACCUUCAUACUCGUACGCUUGUCUCUACUGUUCUAUAUCCGUAUUCAUUCCAUCUCGCAGAUUCGUCAUGGAGAGUCGAAAGACAACUUGCGUCAAGUUUGGGCUGGUUGGAAAGAUUCUCCACUUUCAAACCAUGGGAUGAGACAAGCAGAAGCGCUCGCUGAUGAUUUUUGCCGUUUGAAUAUUAACUUUGACGCCAUCUACACGUCAGACCUUACGCGCGCCAAGCUCACCGCGAAGACCGUCAAAGAUAAACAAGAAACCACCGCUGGUGGUGCAACUGAUGUUCCAUUUGUCGAACUUGACUUACUGAGAGAACAAAGUUUUGGCGCUGGGGAAGGGCGUCCAUUUGGUAAGAAGGAAAAGGGUCUGUCGCUCGUGGCACAUUACGCAAAGGGAAAGUUUCCAGCACUGCACACGAGGCAACAAAAAUUCCCUGGAGGAGAAAGUCUGGAUGAAAUGGCGCUGCGAGCAGAGGCUGUCAUUGACGGUGUCAUGCGCCUCGAGUUGCUAAAAGAAGGGGCAGAAGGAAAGCCUAGAACAGUGGCAGUCUUCAGUCACGGUUUGUUCAUUGGAGAGUUGGUGGCUGCCAUCACCCGCCGGGAUGUAGAGUAUCAAGGUAAUAUUGACAUUCGGGACCUCAGAGGUAUGCGGAACACAGGUUGGACAAGGUUGGAGGUUUCUCUAAAGCCGGAAAGUGACCAUGCCAGCCAGUCUUCGGACAUACAAACGUACUUUGCCGUUAGGCUCAAUGGCGUAAACCGACACGGGCAUUUAUCCAAUCUCCAUCGGCAGAAGGGAGGAAUAGGAAGCUCCACGCAUGAUCCUGCACAGAAAGACAUUCGCAGUUUUCUAGGAGGAAAACAAAAGUCGGCACCUGCUGUAUCCAAUGUGAUACCCAGGCCAAAACCGUACUGA